CUGUGGGAAAUACCGCGUGUAGAGAGCAGCUCAGCCUAAAUAUAGAUCAAUCUCAAGGGAAUCCGGACGUUCCUCACAUCCUUAUUUUCGUGUGAAGUUGGAUAGCUUAUUCUUUUGCAUCUCAAACCUAUACAUCGCAGUUUUAACGAAUUUUGCCAUUCUUCUGUAUGUUUCCAUUUAAUUUCAAGAGAAACAUAUGGUAAUAUCAAACAUCUACACGCGCAUUUCGAAAACGCAUGGUUCCUACAUACAGUAGGAAUUACCAGUGGCGGGCACUGGAUCCAACAAGUGCAUACGCGAAGCUCGACUGCGUCUCAAGAAGCGUUUUACGCAGCAAACACUCAGAUGGAGACGUCUGCCUAAAGAACUGGUUUCGAAUCGAUCUAUUCACCAAACGGAUCACUUACCAACGCGCACAUACUUUGUCGCAGUAAUAAAACGCGCGUUUGUACAAUGCGUGCGCGUCUGCUUGUUGGAUGGAGCCGCCGCAGUUGUUUCCCCCCGCUGGCUUACAUAUAGCUUCAAGAUUUCUUCUUUGCUCGAAUUUAAGCUCUGGCAUCUAGAACAGCCGUAACCUGCGAAUACUUGUUCAUUCUCACACCUGGUCUUUUGGAGAGCGCUGCGCAAUAGCGCACGCUGCGAGAGUACCAUCGGACCUUUCCAUGGAUUUCUCUCUCUCUUCUAGGAUCACAGUCUUUUCUCUACGCUUCUUCAGUGAGGGUUUUAGUCUGAUCUGAUGAACGAAGGCUUUUGCAGCCACUCUAAAAAGUGAAAAAGUUCUGCUGUACUGCAAAUCAUAUAUGAGGAUCGAUACACGAGUGCUGUCCAACACAGACCGCAGAAAUGCCUAUGCAUCCGGUGACUUCCACUUUGAUGUACCGGGGAAUCUGCACCAUUCCAGAUAUCCUUUCAUAUCGGGCACCGGUCAACCUUCCCGAGGAUGAGGUUGAAGAAAUUCGGGAGGCGUUUAAGGUGUUUGACAGAGAUGGAAACGGAUUCAUCUCAAAGCAGGAGCUUGGCAUGGCCAUGCGUUCCCUAGGGUACAUGCCCAAUGAGGUCGAGCUAGAGGUCAUCAUUCAAAGACUCGACAUGGACGGAGACGGCCUGGUGGAUUUCGAGGAAUUCGUCACCCUCCUGGGACCCAAACUCACCGCUUCCGGAAUGCCUGACAAAUUCAACGGAACGGAUUUUGACUCCGUGUUCUGGAAGUGUGACAUGCAGAAACUGACGGUCGAAGAGCUGAAGAGGCUGUUAUACGACACUUUCUGUGACCAUCUGUCUAUGAAAGACAUUGAGAAUAUCAUUAUGACUGAGGAGAACCAUAUCGAAAAUCCUGAGGACUGCCAAGUUGACAUCGACACCGAGAGUCCGACCCAGCAGGUGAAGCAGACGUGCGUACGGAAAAGUCUGAUCUGCGCCUUUGCAAUUGCUUUCAUCAUCAGCGUCAUGCUCAUCGCAGCCAAUCAGGUGCUUCGCAGUGGGAUGAAGUAAUCGAACGGACCAAUCACACACAUAAAUUGCUACAAGCAUACACAAGAAAUUGACAGCAUUUACAGAAAUGGCAAAAAAGGGGGUAAAAAUAAUAACAACAGACAUGCAUACAUAAACUGUAACAGUGGAACAGUUCAUUUUUAUUGACGUGAAAUCCAAGCGAUGAGACUUGGACAUUUUGGAGAUGGAAUACAGCUUCAAACUUUUUUUUAAGACUCCAGCUUUAAAAUGUAAAGCGCACGGAUACGCACAUACAUCACUUACUUACUCUUACUGACCAAAAAAAGAAAAAAGGGAAAAGGAGAGAAGUUUCAAGUCAUUGCAACACUUGACCUGGAAAAAUAUUAAUGUCCCCUUCAAGUUUUGAGCGAAUUUAGACGCAUGGACUUCUCCAGCCCAGGAUCCUGCUCUUCAGUGCAUGACGAUGCAUGGGUUUACAGUUGUCUGAACGCAUCGGGUUCACCUUUAUAGUAUAUUCAAACCAAACACAUAUGAAGAGUUGGAUGAGAAGAGGAGGCGUCUUUUCAUCCGGGAUAUAUCGACCCCUUUGCAUGAGUUUAAGGGCUGUUUAGAGCAUGCUCAUGUCACGUUGUCUUGUGUUGUCGAGUUAUCGUGGGUUCUUACCUGUUGCAAAUGCCUGAUGAACAACUAUGUUUGACCACUUGUAAAAUAUAGAGAUUUUUAUGUGAAUUAAAACCACACUGUUCACCUGAAAUAUGCAUUUUCAGGGUCACUCUCGAAUGAAGCUUGCCGUGCAAUCGUCCAGUAACUGUUUCGCAAACAUUUGCACUGUAGUUACUGUAUACAGAUGAUAAUCAGCAGCUUUUAAAUUUAAAUGACAUGACUGGCAUAAAAUUAUACCAAUUUAUAUUGUAACUUCAUUAAAAUAUUUGAUUUUUGACUCAUUAGGAAAUUAUUUAAAGCUAAAGGGCCAGAUUUACUAACAGGUUGCAUCAGCAAAAACUACUGUCAGGAUUUACUACACUGUAAAAAAAGUUGGUUCAACUUAAAAAAAGUAAAAUUUUGAGGUCAACUUAUAAAUAUUAGUUGACACAACAAUUUUUUGAGUCAAUUGAUAUUUUUAAGUUGAAUGAACUCAAAAUUUUAAAGAGCACCUAUUUCAUUGCUAUUUGGUAUAAUAUAAUGUGUUGGCAUGGUUUAUGGUUAAAAACAAAUUAUUUUCCACAUACCGUUCAUUUUUGUAGCUCCAGAUUUCACUUUCUUCCUGAAAUGCAAGGAUUUGUAAAGCACUGUGUCUCAGAUUGGCCAGCUAAUCUGUACGUUUGGUCUGAAUACCUCUGACAUCAGCCGGAAAUGUGACGCUCCUUACCAUGUUUGAAAGAUUCGAGCACAAUGCAAUACUAACAGGAGUUAACUUAUCGGCUGUGAGAAAUUAUGAUAAUGUCCGCCUUGUCUAAGUUGCCUACUGUUGCCUACAAUUCUUGUAGAUUUACAUUUGGAGACUCCCGUCAUCGUUUACUUUGGGGUUUGUACCUUUUGCAUAUCAUUAACAUUGACUAAAACACAUUUACACACAAAAGGAAAUGUAAAAACGUGAAUCGGACCAUAGGUGCUAUUAACUAGAUAACUUACUUUUUUAAGUUAAACCAACAAAUAAUUUAUUACAUUGUAUAGAGACACAGUGAAAAUUUUUUCUGACUGACCUUAUUGCGUAUGCAUUUGUAAGAGUUUACCUUUCAGAUGCAAAAUUUAUGGCAGGAGAAAAUUUAAAUGAAUCACGCAAUGUGAUUUACUAACAUUUGCGCUUUACUGAUAUUUGCUCCAUUAUUUAACGGACAAAAACAUGUCUUGCGUUGGUCAUUAUGGAAAUGAGAUGUUGUUUUCUUUAAUGUGGCCUUGUCAGUAAAUCAAACGCAGGAAUUUGAUACAGUAUAAAUCAAGCUUGAGUUAGUACAUCUGGCCCAAAGUGCGUAAUUUCAAAUUCACUGCUUUUACUGAACAAAAUUAAAUUAGCGACAAAAUAACCCCAUCCUAAGCUUAAUAUGUGCCAUGGGCUGAUGUUAUGUUGUCCUGUUGCAAUGUGCAAUGUUUUGAAUGUCGCAAUUUUCGCAGAUGUCACCCUUUGAACACCGUACAUGUAAAUUAAUCUGGAAUGGAACGAACUGAUUUUAUCAGACAAAAUUUCUUACUUUAGCUUUAAUGGUUAUUUUCAAACCAAAUCAAUGUUCGUUUACGUAAAUAGCCAAACAUAAAAAUAUGUUAAUUAUGUUUCAGGAAUCAUGUUUAAGUGAACAUGCGUAUUUCUAUAACAUGCAAGCAAAUACUGUGCUACAUCAAUGUUACACUACUGUUUAAAAUAAUAUUUUCAUAACGAAUGUUUCAUUUGGGAAGAUGUUUAUAGUGAAUUUUCUGGGGAAACAUACGGGGCGUAGUAACUAUUAGAUGGCAGGGGGACACUUAUAGAAAUUCACACCCCCUCUCAUUUUUGGGUAAAUAAUCAGCGUAUUUUAUAAAAGGUUUGUACCCAGCCCCUAACGUGCCAUUGGAGUAAAAAAAAUCUAAAGUUUAGUUUCAUGUGCUCACGUGAAAGUUUCACGUGCUCACGUGAAACUUUUGCGUGGUCACGUGGAACUUUUAUGUGCUCACGCAAAACCUUCAUGUGCAGAACUUUUUUUUUAAGUUUAGUUUUGCGUGCGCACGUAAAACUUUCUCGUGCGCACGCGAAACUAAACUUUAUUUAAUUUUUCCUCCAUGUCCCCUUAGGGGCUGCGUAGGUUUGGACACUGUGCGAAGAAAAAUUUAAAUCAUAAAUUAACAAUGUUAAUACCAAGCAGAUGCGGAUGCAAUUCGUUCACUACAUCAGUGAACUGAGUUAAGUAGUUUACGGUAGUACCAAUUUACCUGCUUUUCAGCAAAGACUACUGUACGAAUUUUAAAUGACCUAAUUAAUAUUCAUGAGCUCAGAAGUUCCCUCCCAAUUUUCUAAAUGUUCCUACUCCCGAUAAACAUAUAGUAGUUUGACUUGAUGAUUACAGACAGAGCAUAAAACUGUGAAUAAUAUAAAAAUAAGGUGUGUCUUUCUGUUAAACGUUGUAUAACAGGAUAUCAUCCAUUUUAAACUCUGCCCAGGGCCUGAAUUGAUUUAGCCGUUGGUUACGGCACUAUUCAACUCUUAUAUAAUUGUAACUCUAGGUUAUAAAUAAAAUAUGCAAUGGAUGGAAACAGCACCUGUCUCAUACACUAUGAUCAAUGGAUCGGUCCAAGAGGAGUCACAGGACAACCAAGUACAGGUUUCCCCCAUUGCACAGGCAUAAUUCCUUAUUAAUAUAAAUGGGAAAUUAAAUAAUGCGUUCCCAAAGCACUUGAAGGUCAAAGAGUUAAACACCAAACAUGAAAAACGUAGCACAUUAUGUUUAAACAUAAAGUAUAGUUUUAUAAGUGUAAUUCAUCCACUUUUACUGUAUGUAUAGAUAUAAAUAAAUAAAACUGGAACCGAGCAUUGGUAAAGUUUUCGGUUUGGAGUUUUUGCAAAAAUGUGCAUACACGUUUUUGAAAAUACUGGUUUCUUUUAAGGCGCUGGUAAUCGAAACAAGACAAUAAAUGCAAACAGUGAUGCCUUCUUGAUGUUGCCUUGCAUGAUGUCACCACAGCAUGUAUAUAUUUUAUUUCAUUAUAUGAAAAUGUGAAUGAUGUGUACGCAUAAAUGCUUGUAACUUGGGGACACCAAUAUAUGAAUGUAAAGCCCCGUUUUUUAAUUGAAACAUACGUUCAUAUAAAUUAUAGAUGUUUGAAUGUCUAUUUGGCAACAUGAAAAGGGGUUUCUGAACAAAAACAUACAUUUUGUAUGAGGUUUGUUGUUUGCAUCACCUUUCUUAUGGAGGUAAUAUUGCGUAUACAUUAAAGCAAUACACAACGUGAAUAGAAAAUCCGAGUUGUUGACAAAUGCUAAGUAUAUAACUGUGGAUUUUAUUAAUAAUUUUUUCGUUUUUCAUAGAGACAGUAGUUUAUUAUUCGUAGAGCACUUUAAAAAAACUAUCUGAGAUUUUUUAUAAUUUCACAUUCAAAUCAUAUUUAUUAUAGCCAGAUUUUUUUGUACGACAUGAAUUAUUAAGAUGUUUAUGUUUGUAAGACUGAACAUGUAGAGCAUUAUUAUUUUUGUUAAAAAGAUGGCAAUAUCUAACAUAUUACAGAUGUGAGCUGCAUUUUUGUGCAUUUUCGUAAAGAUGUGCACACAAUGUUUGCUCGCACUUUACAGUAUGUUUCUGUAAGGGAGUAUUCGGCCCGUUCGAACACUUGCGACUGGAUGUGUGUUAAAUGUUGUCCUGUGACAUUUAUUACUUUGCCUUACAGUUUUUUUUUAAACAAUCAUGAUAAUAUUGUUUACAGUGCUGACAUUUCUAUGAUAAUACGAUCCAGGUGUGAAUAUAAACUUCUGUUUGGGAUCAAACAUUUUUGAAUGUGAAUAAUCAAUGUGCCAUACAUAAGUUUAUCACACCAGAGGAGAGUAAAUGGAAGGUUACACAUUCAUUUCAUUUCUUGUAAACUGUGUUUUACCGAGUGCACAAAAUGUAUGUAUGUAUGUAUCCUUCAGUGACAUUGUAUUGUGUUUCAGAUGAAUAAAGAUAAUACCAAACUA
This is a messenger RNA of Paramisgurnus dabryanus, 6088 nucleotides long. RefSeq names its product calcium binding protein 7a (gene cabp7a). Gene Ontology annotation, cellular component: trans-Golgi network membrane. Lineage: Eukaryota; Metazoa; Chordata; Actinopteri; Cypriniformes; Cobitidae. Gene Ontology annotation, molecular function: calcium ion binding. The record is from RefSeq and is a predicted model, not a curated record.